This is a messenger RNA of Brassica oleracea var. oleracea, 822 nucleotides long. RefSeq names its product transcription factor SCREAM2-like. Gene Ontology annotation, molecular function: sequence-specific DNA binding; DNA-binding transcription factor activity. The coding region runs from base 208 to 690 and encodes 160 amino acids. Gene Ontology annotation, cellular component: nucleus. Lineage: Eukaryota; Viridiplantae; Streptophyta; Magnoliopsida; Brassicales; Brassicaceae. The transcript is spliced from 4 exons. Gene Ontology annotation, biological process: regulation of DNA-templated transcription. The record is from RefSeq and is a predicted model, not a curated record.
UCCGUAUGUAAUAUUUUGUAGCGAUCAAGAGAGACUAACGCAGACAUGUGAGAGGGGAGAGGAUCCUAUAAACAAUUUAGUCUAAGUUUUCUGCUUCCUCCUUAUCAUAUAUAUAUUGCAGAUAUACACAUAGUUCCUCUAAAUAGAAGAUAAUACAAAUAAAUCAAGAAAGCUCUAUUGGAAGGGAAGAGGCUUAUAAAUAUAAGAAUGGUUUCGAGGGAACAAAAUAGAGGUUCUUUACAAGAGAAGUUUCAACUGCUUCGUUCAGCCACUAAUUCUCAUGCUCAAAGCGAAACAUCGAUUAUAAUGGAUGCAUCGAAAUAUAUCCAAAACCUUAAGAAAAAAGUCGAAAGAUUCAAGGAGGACACUGCCGCAGAGCAAUCUUCAAGCGAGCCCACGGAUCCCACCACACCAAUGGUAAAAGUCGAAACCCUAGAAAAGGGUUUUAUGAUAAAAGUUUUCUCAGGGGAGAAUCAGCCAGGCAUGCUUGUUUCGGUAUUAGAAGCCUUUGAGGAUAUGGGGCUUGACGUUCUCGAAGCUAGGGUUUCAUGUACCGACUCCUUUAGCUUGCAUGCCAUGGGAGUCAAGCAGAAUGAAGAUGAGGAAAUAAUGGAUGCUGGAGCAGUGAAACAGGCGGUGACAGAUGCAAUCACAAGCUGGGGUAAAACCAAUGUUCCACCUUUUCUUUGAUUCUCCUUUAUUUAUGUUUAAUAUACAAAAUAUUAUAACACAAUUUCUAUAGUAAUUCUGUUAUUUUAUGUUCACCAUUACCAAGAAUUGUCCCCUAGAAAAGGGAUAAUGAAGAAAAAUGAAUUGUAUGUU